AUGAGCACACCGCGUCGCGGCGUCCAGCACCACGGCGACGAGCGCACCGCGACACGAGCAGGAGCAGCCCCCCGAGACAACGACGGACAAGGCGCGGGCGACUUGAGCUUCGGGUCCACGGCGGGGCCGUGGAUCGCCUUCGCCCCGCCGCACCCGUGGGCGCCCGAGCACGCGCACGCGCCCGUGUUCGCGCAGCAGGCACCUGUUGAUCCGUUCCCGUGGAGCAUGCCCACGUCGUUCGCGAACCCAUUUUAUGGUCCAUCGACGCUGAACGCGCCGUGGGGACCGCCCGGCGAGGUGCCCUUCGCCGGCUUCGGCGCCGGGCUUGCGGCUCCGGAACCGGAAUGGCGACACCAGCAACCGGAUGUGUUCGCUGGCACCGCCCGCCGUUCUGUCCCCGUGGUGGUGCCGCCUGACCUCGACGCGGACGGCGGCGGCGGGUCGUGCCUGCCGCUCGCGAGGCAGGCCGGCCUGCGGGCGGCAGGCGGCAACUUCAUCGUCUCGCCGCUGUCGUUCCACGCGGCGCUCGCGCUGGUGGCCGCGGGCGCGCGGCAGGGCGCUCACGCCGGAGUUCAGGGACGCCGCCGCGUCGUGCUACGCGGCGGUCGCGGAGUCCGUCGACUUCGUCUCGGAGCCCGAGGCGAUGAGGCGGCGAGUCAACGUGUUCGUGAGCGAAGCGACGAAAGGGCUCAUCGGCGACGUCCUGCCUCCCGGCUCGUCCUCGCCAACGCUAUCUACUUCAAGGGGACGUGGGCUCGGCCGUUCGAUCGGUCAAGGACCAUCGCCGCGCCGUUCCAUCUCCCCGACGGCGCCACCGUGCGCGCGCCGUUCAUGACCACGAGUUUUUUUUCCAAGGAGCAGCAGGUCGCGGUGUUCCCCGGCUUCAAGGCACUCAAGCUGCCCUACAAGAACGACGGCGGCGGGCGGCAGCUUCUACUCCUCCCCGACGGUGAGGCUCUUAAGAUCAGUGAUCUCUACGAUAAGGCCGUCUCGACACCGGGGUUCAUCAGGAGGCAUACGCCGGUGGACAAGGUCCCGGUAGGGCGGUUCAUGGUGCCAAAGUUCAAGUUCACGUUCGAGUUUGAGGCGUCCGGCGAUAUCCAGAAGCUGGGAGUCAACCGAGCCUUUGCCAACGGCGACUUCUCCGGUAUGGUGUCCGGUGGAAACGGGCUCUUCAUCUCAGGAGUGUACCACAAGGCCACCGUAGAGGUGGACGAGGUCGGCACCGUGGCCGCCGCGGCCAUGGCCGUGUGCAUACAAGAGUGUGCAAGGAUGGGUCCACCGCUGGUAGAUUUCGUGGCGGACCGGCCCUUCUUGUUCGCCAUCGUGGAGAGGAGUGGCGUCCUGCUGUUCCUUGGGCAUGUGGUGAACCCUCUGGUUGGAUGA
Messenger RNA from Miscanthus lutarioriparius, 1386 nucleotides. NCBI's taxonomy places the organism in Eukaryota, Viridiplantae, Streptophyta, Magnoliopsida, Poales, Poaceae. The record is from the annotation of a GenBank genome assembly.